Messenger RNA from Entrophospora sp. SA101, 2109 nucleotides. The record is from the annotation of a GenBank genome assembly. Lineage: Eukaryota; Fungi; Glomeromycota; Glomeromycetes; Entrophosporales; Entrophosporaceae.
AUGUCACCCUCUUCUGCUCAAAGAGUUCUUCUUAAAUCUAUAGCAUCGGCCGACCCAGAAGGACGUUUUGAAAUCGUCGAUGAUAUUCAAACAUUUUAUAAAAUAGCAAUCCCUCAACAAGAAGAACAAAAACAAAAUUUACAUGUCAAUAGCAACAACAACGUAGAUUCAGAUAAACCUGUGAUUUUAUGUCUUCAUCAGAUUUUUGGAAAUUUAUACACAUGGAGACAUCUCAUGCAACCACUUGCUAAUGCUACAGGUUGUCAUGUAAUAGCUUAUGAUAGAGUAUGUUUUGGUUUUACCGAAAGGCCAAUACAAUGGGAAGAAGGCAAAAAUCCUUAUACACAAGAAGCUUCAUGUGAAUUUGUAUUGAGGUUUUUAUCAUGUUUAGGAUAUGCAAAUAAAAAGAUUAUAUUUGUUGGAUCAUCUGCUGGUAGUGCAAUUAGCUGCUAUCUCUCAAUAAAAUAUCCACAUAUUGCUUUUGCUUUAAUUUUUCUUGGUCCACCAUCAAUUAUAUGUAAGAUUAUAGGAUCAUUUCUUGGAAAAUUGAUUCUUAAAUUUUUUCUACGCACAUCUUUUCCAGCACAAUCAUUAUAUAAUGAUGUAAAGUCGAUUCCUGAUUGGGAAACUGUGGUCAAGCCUUGUUAUAGAGUACCAUUAACUUUACCAAAUUUUUAUGAAUCAGUUGCAUUCCUAAUGAAAUAUUUUAUUCCACUUGAAAUUCUACCACAUAAAAAUGUAUUACAAAAAAUUCCAAUUUUAUUCAUGAUAGGAGAUAAUGACACAUACACAAAAUAUGAUGCACAUAUAAACGUAUUCGAAGAAAUCAAACUGGGCUCAUCGUCUGAUUCAAUCUUGGAGUUUAAAGCACUGACACAAUGUGGACAUUUUCCUCAAGAUGAAAAACCUCAAGAAAAAUAUAUUAAUAUUAAUAUAUCAGCAGAGUUUCCUUUUUUGAAAACAGAAAGUAUAUAUGUAGAUCCCUCAAUUGAAAAAAUUCAAGAUGAUAUUAAUAAUGUUAAGAAUAACGAAAAUUCAAUUGAAACAUCAAAUACAAAGCUUGAUAAUAGAUCUUCAUUAUUACAACAAAGAUCCAAUGCUUAUAAUUAUACACUUAGUUGGGGAAAUAUUUUAAAAAAUCUUUCCUACAUACUUAUUUGGUAUUUUUUCUCUACUGUUUUAUCAUUCUAUAACAAGAGUUUAAUGGGGAAAGAUAAUUUCAAUUUAAAAUUACCAUUAUUUACAAGUGCUAUACAUACUGGAAUGCAUUCUAUCAUAACUCUUGUUUUGAUGAAUGAUACUUUACCAUUUAUUUAUGAAAGAAAAAAAGGAAAAUCAAUAUCAAUUCAUAGUUAUGUUACUAGAGUUAUUCCAUGUGCUGUGGCUGCUGCAUUAGAAAUAUGUAUGGCUAAUGCAUCCCUUGUAUAUAUAACACUUAGUUUUUAUACUAUGGUAAAAUCAUCUACACCAGUUUGGGUUUUGCUUUUUGCAUUUUUGUUUCAUUUAGAACAACCAAGAAUUUUACUUGUAUUGAUAAUAACAGUGAUAAGUGUGGGUGUGAUAUUGACAGUGGCAGGGGAAACAAAAUUUAAUCUGAUAGGGUUUUUAUUAGUAUUAGGUGCAGCAAUUAUUAGUGGAUUGAGAUGGACAUUGACACAAAUAUUGUUGCAGAAAGAGGAAGGAAUGAAUGAUCCAAUCUCAACACUUUAUUACAUCUCACCUGUAAUGUUUAUCAUGAUGCUUAUUCUUUCUUUAAUGUUUGAAAAUCCUUUAUUCAUCUUUAGUACUUCUAUACAUUUUAGAAGUUUUAAAACUAGCUUACAAACAUUUGGUUUAAUGUUAACAGGUGGCUUGUUAGCCUUUUGUAUGACUGUAGCUGAAUUUGCUUUAAUCAAAAACACAAGUACUGUCACGCUAUCUGUAGCUGGAAUUAGUAAAGAAGUGCUUGUAAUUGCUCUUUCUGUCAUUAUUUAUGAUGAUGCAAUAACUUCUAUAAAUUUGUUGGGGCUUAUAAUUUCAAUCUCUGGAAUAACAGUAUAUAAUUAUUACAAAAUACUUAAACCAACAAAUACAAAUCAUUAUCAAUCAUUACCAUCAACAUCUCAAUAA